CCUGUGGUGGGGCUCCGUCGGUGUUUGUCCGCCGCGGCCUCCCUUGCUCGGCUCCAGCAGGGACGCUCCUUCGCGGGGAGGAAAUGGUGUAACUGGCGACAAGCUGCAAAAGCACCCCAUGGGAAUGUAAAACUCAAGGACCCGAGUCCUUCCCUAGACACCUUGUCUGCGUGCCUGAAGACUUAAUAACUUACCUGGUUUCUCAUGGAAGCAGAUGGAUUUGUGAGGAGGCGUCGGAUGACAGCGGAGACCACAGGCAAUGAUCCCGGGGUUGCUGGUGCCUCAGCCGGGGCAGAAGUUCGAUGGCUGGGGGGAAGAUUCUGGGGAGUUUCGGAAAGUAUCGUAGGGAGCCUGACGCCCAGAAUCGGAGGGGAAACAGAGUUGCAGACAGUUGACUUUAUCCGCAGUGCACAAGAUGUACAAACAGAGGACGUUGAACCAGACUAUGAGGGGCUGCCACAGGGUGCCUCUACUAGCACCCACAUGUUGGCUGGAGCUGUGGCCGGGAUCAUGGAGCACUGCCUCAUGUUCCCCAUCGACUGUGUCAAGACGCGAAUGCAGAGCCUCCAGCCUGACCCCGCAGCCCGCUAUAGGAACGUCAUGGAUGCCCUUCGCCGAAUUGUAGCCACAGAGGGGGUCUGGCGGCCAAUGAGAGGGUUGAAUGCCACAGCAGUUGGAGCGGGACCUGCUCAUGCCCUCUAUUUUGCCUGCUAUGAGAAACUCAAAAAGACUCUAAGUGAUGUCAUUCACCCAGGGGCUAACAGUCAUUUGGCUAAUGGUACUGCAGGGUGUGUGGCCACACUGCUUCACGAUGCAGCCAUGAAUCCAGCAGAAGUUGUGAAGCAACGCAUGCAGAUGUAUAAUUCGCCCUACCGUGGCGUGUUGGACUGUGUACGCGCUGUGUGGCAGAAAGAGGGCCCUGCAGCAUUCUAUCGCAGCUACACCACCCAGCUCACCAUGAACGUGCCCUUCCAGGCGCUCCACUUCAUGACUUAUGAGUAUCUGCAGGAGCUGCUCAACCCCCACAGACACUACAAUCCGUCUUCACACAUGUUGUCUGGAGCUAUGGCUGGAGCCAUCGCAGCUGCGGCCACUACCCCUCUGGAUGUGUGCAAGACCCUGCUCAACACCCAGGAGUCUCUAGCCCUUGGGUCCAUGUCUCCCAGCCAUGUUCAAGGGCAAGGAGCCCACAGACACAUCACAGGCUUGGCCCAUGCUUUCCGGACAGUCUACAAGCUGGGCGGCCUGCAGGGCUUCUUCAAGGGAGUCCAGGCGAGGGUCAUCUACCAGAUGCCCUCCACAGCCAUCAGCUGGUCUGUCUAUGAGUUCUUCAAGUACGGACUCACUAAGCACCAGCACAGCAAGAGGAGAGCGCAGCACAUGGAGGCUUAAAUAUUUUCUUGGUUUAACCUCCUCUUAAUUUUGCUCUGUCCUACUUGUGAGGCAAAGCUGAUACGCACAUAGAAUCUUAAAUAAAGCAGUUGUCUCAUCCCUCUCAGACAUAGCAGACAAGAAAGACAUCUUCAAAGACAGUUCAAGUCAUUAUUUUCAUGCUACAUUAGUUAUGGUUUAAGUUACAUAAAGAAACAGUUACUCAGUAUUCUAGGAAGGAGAUACUUACAGUCAUUCUAGUUACUACUACAUUUGUCCAAGCUGAGGAUGAAUGUGAAAAACGCACAAGUUUUGAGUUGUAGAGGUUGUCAGCAGAGGGCAGUAGUGUUACUCUGUUACUGUAUUUUCAAAAGCUUUGCUGUCCUUAAACCAGGUUUUACAUUUCAACUCAUUCAAACUGUGAACUUUUAAAUGAAAACAAUGGCUGAAACCUCCAUUUGAUAACCCUUUGUUGGAUUUAUGAAACUUAGAUACAACAAAAGCAUCUUUGUGUCUAUAUUUGGCUACACUGAGAUUGAGUAUCAACCAAAGUAACUCAUUGAGAUGUCCCUGACAAAGUACUAGAUAUCUUUGUAUAAAUAGAUUGAUCUGUGCUAACGUUGCAGCUUGAGAGCAUAAGUUUAAGCCAUCUUUUACAUUUUGAUCAAAUUACCCAUUUAUUUUUAAUAAAAGAAUGAUCAUAUUGGAAGGCAUCACUGAUUAACCUAAGAUAUCAUAUUUUGGGUUGAAAAGGAGCUAAGAAGAUGCUAUUUAUCCCUUGUUUCAAACAUCAGUGUUACUUAUAGAACUGAAAAAUAUCUAAUUCUAAUUUCCCUGUGGUAUCUGAAUAGUGUGCUUAAUUUAUUUUUGAAUGAUUGGCUUCUUUAAUGGUAUCCUGUCUCAAGCAAACCUGUGACUUAAAACCCCGGUUCUCCCUCAUUUUUGUGUUCUAUUUAUCCCUUGGCCAUCCAAAUACUCACCAUUAAUGCCUUGUGUUGCAGAGCAGACCAUAGCAGCAUUUCUGUGCAUUACCUGCAGCUAUCAGGUUGUAUUAAGCUUCAAGUCUCAGUGUUUGCACUUCACAGCAAAAGUUGUAAGCAAGGUCCUGUGCCCUUAGGAUUAAACUCAAAUUUCAAGAGUUCAGUAUCCCAGAAGAUAUGUACCUGAGAACACAUUAGAUGAGGCUGUCAUUCUUACUGAUCGAUGUCUGAUUGUUUCUGACACUGAAUUGCACUCAUUGAAUAAAGACUGGGCAGUGAAGCUCGACUCGCUGUUCAUAAAUGA
Cheilinus undulatus (humphead wrasse) is the source of this 2655-nucleotide messenger RNA. RefSeq names its product solute carrier family 25 member 28 (gene slc25a28). The transcript is spliced from 4 exons. Lineage: Eukaryota; Metazoa; Chordata; Actinopteri; Labriformes; Labridae. Gene Ontology annotation, molecular function: ferrous iron transmembrane transporter activity. Bases 205 to 1392 code for a protein of 395 amino acids. The record is from RefSeq and is a predicted model, not a curated record. Gene Ontology annotation, cellular component: mitochondrial membrane. Gene Ontology annotation, biological process: iron import into the mitochondrion.